CCUCGCCCAAGUCACUAUGUCUUCCCCUGCACCGCACGCCACCUACAGCUGCGUCGACCACACAGACAACCUCAGCAAGGACGAGCUUGUGGCGCGUGCCAAGACAGGCGCCGCGGAUCCCGAUGCUCUCCAUCAGGCGCUGAAACUGCGCGAGGAGCUCGCUGAGAUCAUUGCGCCAAUCGCAACAACGUACCGGCAACCAGCCGGUGGUAUCGAUCAGUUCAAUCUUUAUGAAGUAUGCCCGAUGCUGUUUGCGCCAAGCUGCCGCGUGGACCCGACUUCAACGACGUGGGGCCGCGACGAUGUCGCCAAGGUCUUUGGCGCCAGCGUCACCGGGUUUCGCGACAAUGGCUUUGGCGUUCCCAACGGCGUUGGGUGGCACUGGUACAACUUGUCGGACGACGGUACCUGUGCGUUCUGCGCCACCGCUGGCACCGUCGCGCUCGAUUACGGGCUGCAGGACGAGUUUGGGUACGGUGAGCACCACAACGAGAUCUCAGACAACUGGCGCGCUUUCAUUGACGCCCACGGUCUGCACAUCAAUGCGUUCCGGUCGUGGCGCGCUUACGCUUAUAGAGCGCUGGUUCAAAACAGCGAGGCCAACCGCGCAUUCUGUAGCAACGUCAUGCAGCCGUUACAGGUGCACCUCCGCGCGCACUCGAGUGACGUCAAGAUCGUCACGUGCGACUACCGUGACAGCGUCGACCAAAUCGUGAGCUCGUCUUUCGUGGGCGGGCUGACCGCCGACGGGUACCUCAUCGGCGUCUUCUUUGGGUUUGUCGAUGUUUUGUAAAAAUAUAUAAAUCCUGGACUCUCGCGACACCUGCACGCUUGUCUUGCACUACUGUGCUUUUGCACAGUAGCG
Molecule: messenger RNA, 865 nt
Organism: Saprolegnia diclina VS20
Lineage: Eukaryota; Oomycota; Saprolegniomycetes; Saprolegniales; Saprolegniaceae
Exons: 1
Coding region: 17-793 (258 amino acids)
Source: RefSeq, a predicted model, not a curated record